Molecule: messenger RNA, 6962 nt
Organism: Nilaparvata lugens (brown planthopper)
Lineage: Eukaryota; Metazoa; Arthropoda; Insecta; Hemiptera; Delphacidae
Product: tetratricopeptide repeat protein 39C
Exons: 11
Coding region: 418-2301 (627 amino acids)
Biological process (GO): cilium assembly
Molecular function (GO): protein binding
Source: RefSeq, a predicted model, not a curated record
UCAAGACCGAAUGCUGUGCCGUUUGCUGUAUAGGCUAGGAUUUAUAUUAUUUGCUGUUUUUAAAAAUAAUUCUUCAGGAGUAUGAAUUAUUUUCUACCCUCAAUUAUAAAUUACUCCAGCGAACAACAUCAUUUUGUAUUGUUACUCAUUUGAAAAAAGUAAUUAGAAUGAAGAGAACGAGUCAAUGCUUGUGUAAACUACUCAUGCUUUUUCAAUAAUAGGCUAUAGAUUUUGUUUUUUAUUAAUAGAAAGCGUUUUAAUUUAUCAAUUGAAUUGUUAGGUUACACAUAAUAGUAAAUCGUGAUUGUGAAGUUCAGCAAUAGAAAAUAUCGGCAUACUGUGAGUCUACGAUGAUUAUUCAACUUCUAUUAGGAUUUCACUAUGUAUGAGCAAUAUCUUCUUUAAUCAAAGUUGAAGAUGGAAAGAGGUAACAAACCUGAGGAAAAAUGGGAAAUUGCAAGGAGAGGGAUAACCAUGGUCCUGAACAAUAGAUAUGAAGAGGCUGAAAAGCUCUUUAGUGGUCAUGAGCAUUCUACACAACUAGCAGCUGGGAAGUGUUUUGUAAUUUUCAUGAAUGCCUUAAUGACUUUCGAGGAAGAUAUGUUAACAGAAGCCAUGACGUCUCUCAGAGAUAUUGAAAGGAGAUGUGCUCAAGAUAUUGGAUGGAUAAAGACAAUGCGUAAUAGAGUAUUUGGGAGUCAAGUGAAAGAUGAAGCUGAAAGGUUGGAAGAGCAAAUAAUACUGGCCGACUCGCAAGUGUGCAUUGCACUGUUGACUUUUCUUCAGCAAGAUGUGGGCAGCUAUAUGAAAGGUGGUUGGGUGCUUCGCAAGGCAUGGAAGGUCUAUCAACACACCUAUCAGCAAAUAUUGCAAUUGUACAAGAAAACGUUCGGCUUUGAUCAAACCGUACCAGGUUCUGAGUUCCCCCUGUGGCGAGUGGUGACAAAGUCUGCGAGCUUCGGAGGCGGCGCCGUGGCCCAAUCACCGAGCUGCGAUUGGUCAGUGCCGAACUCCGCCCAAUCAACGCCCGGCUACGACCCCUCUUCCCCCACUUCGCCCUCAUCCAGCGCCUAUCCGUCCCUGCGUCGGCUCAACGGAUACAGGAAUCCGUUCUCGGCCAUCUUCUCCGCUUUCAACGCUCCUGCUGAAAACGAGACGGUGCCAGCCGAGGUGGUGUCCCGCCUGAUGGCUGCCGUGAGCUUCGGCUACGGCGUGUUCCAGUUGUGUGUUUCACUGUUGCCUCCUUCCCUGCUCAAGCUCAUUCAGCUGCUGGGUUUUGGUGGCGAUCGAGUCAGCGGCCUCGAGGCCCUCAUGUUCUCGCGUCAGGGCCACGAUAUGCGGGCGCCUCUUGCCACGUUGGCACUUCUGUGGUACCACACAAUAGUCCGUCCAUUCUUUGCGUUAGAUGGGAGCAACGUAGAGGCAGGCGUAGAGACCGCUUCGGCGCUGAUCGCUGAGUCUCAACACGAGUUCGGCGACUCCGCCCUCUUCCUCUUCUUCAAGGGACGGAUACACAGGUUGCAGUGCAACGUUGACUCAGCACUGGAAGCGUACAGGGCCGGCGUGGAGAAGUCGAUGCAGCGAGAAGUGCAGCUGCUUUGCAUGCAUGAGAUGGGUUGGUGCCACCUCAUCCAGCUUGAUUGGAACAACGCCUACCAGUCCUUUCUCGAGCUCAAGAGGAGAUCUCGCUGGUCGAAAAUAUUCUACACAUAUCUGGCGGCUGUAAGUGCAGGAGCAAACGAGCAGACGAAAGAAUCGAUUCGAUUGGCGAGAGAAGUGAACAACCAGUCUUCGCAGCCAGAGAACAGUGCUGGUCGCACGAAUGUGGGCCAAUUGGAGUACUUCAUCUGUCGACGCGCUGAGAAGAUAAUUGGCAAAGAUCCGGCCUUUUGUCGCCUAUUGGCCUAUGAGAUGCUCUUCCUUUGGAACGCCCUGCCGUCCACCAAAUUCAUGAACAAUAUUGCUCAAGACUGCCAGGAGGUGGAAGGCGAGGAGCCAAUGACAGGGCUGAGACUGUUGGUGCUGGGCGUGACGCAGUGCUGCAUGGGCCUUCGCGAGGAGGCGGUGGCCUCCUUCAGGAGUGUACUGAGUGUGCGCGCGCACAUCCCUGACUCGGCCGAUGACAGCCAUGUCACCGCCUUUGCGCUCUACGAGCUCGCCGUCUUGUUGAUCAAUGAGUGCCAGGCGGUAGAGGAAGCUCGCUUACUUCUCGAAAGAGCCCAAAAAGAUUUCAAAGGCUACGACUUUGAAAAUCACCUCAGCGUUCGUAUUCACUCGGCUCUUCGCAAUGCCUUGCCCUAAGUAAUAUUGGAACUGCGAUUUCAACCUUCAAACUCCAAGAAGUACUCUUGCGAAAAGAGUUUGAAGACCUUCGGCAAGAACUUUAUGUUUGAUUGACUUCAAAGAUAAUAUAAGAGUGAGAACCUAGUCAUCAAAUCACUGAAAUGUACAACUAGACUUCACUAAAAAAAAGCUUAAAGGCUUUUAGUAAUCAGUAAAACGUACGAUAUUCUACAUGUUAAGUUACCAAAUGAAUGAGCUUUGCAGCUUUUCUAAUAAAAAUUCCAUUUGUAAUAAUUUCGGGGAGGGUUGUUGAAAAAACAUCAAUUUCAUAAACUUUCAUUAGAUAUGUUUGAAGAAUAGUGGAAGUUGUGCAUAGUCUCCUAUUUUUUUAGUACAAUUCAAUGAACGAAAAGAUAGUUAAUUUUUGUAUUUUGAUUUCUUUUGUGUUGAGUUGAAUUAUUUAAAUUGAAAAAAUCAAUGCCUUAAUUAUAAUCAAUUAAUGUUGAAGAUUUUUCGAUAAUAAGAACACUAGAAUGGUUGUUCUAAAAGUUAAUUUUUUAUGAAAACAGAUCCAACUCUAGCCAAGUUUUACAUUAAAUACAGUAAAAGCUUCUAGAGGAGAAUAGGUACAGUAGUACCAAUGAAAUUUUGGUUUCAAAUGUGAAAUUCUCUUCAAAUCAAAAUCCAUCCUAUGCAGAUCAAAAUUAUUUAAAAAGCCAUGUAUGCUAAUUUUAUCACUCACUUAAUUUUUCAAGUGUGCCGAUUCAUACAGUAGGGUGAUUCGUUGAUAAACUGAUUCAAUGAUAACCUAUUUUUUUAAUAUUAUUUCUUAUCUUCAUCUAUUAUGAAAUAGCUUAUAGACUAAAUACGAAUGUUAUCAAAUCUUGAGAUAUGAAUUCUAAUGAAACCUUUGUAGAAACUUAGUCCGUUCCAUAAUAAGUGUUGUAUCUCUUGUUCUAUAUUUUUGCAAUUUAUAAAUUUUUGAGAUAAUUCUAUAUUGGAUGUUUCUAUUUUAUUAGAGUAGAAGCGAUAACAUAUUCCAUUGAAGUUUUCCGUCGUCAAAACUAAUUGUUGGAUAAUUUCCAUCAUUUAUCAUGGUUGUGGACGUAAAAAUUAUAAUAUUUUUGUCUCUGCUCAACAUAAAACUAAUAGUGUUUCUAUAGAAGUGUAUUUUGCAUAUUUUUAUGAAUUUGAAUAAAAUCGUAGAUUUUGUCAAUGUGAAAUGUAUAUAAACAUGUUUUCCAGUCGAUGUCUUUAUAUACGGUAUUCUAGAACAGUGAUUUUAGUACUGUACCUACCAUAACAGAUGGAUGUAUUUCUUUGUAGAAUCAUUAUGCAAAUCAAAACUUUUGAAUGGUGUGCAUAAAAAAUGAUAUAACCACAUUUUCAAUAAUGGCUACCACAUUUCCAAGAACCAGUUUUUAAAAUUAAACUUUCUCAUUCGUAUCUUGGUUUGUAGCCUAAAACUUGAAUUCAGCAUAUUUUUGUCAAUAUAGUCCACAUAUCCUCAAGUAUUGUUGUGUCUAUUAGCUGUAUUUAAUCGAUGUUCAUAGAAUAUUUUCCAAAGUCUUAUCAAUCACUUCGUAAAGUAUUUUUUCCAAUAGUUGGUAUUUUCCUAAUAGAUUUAUUGAUAUAAGUACUGUAACAUUUAAUACUCAGUGAUAGCAUUUUGUAAAAUUGAAGUUUGAACAUUAGGGAUUCCAAUAUUUUGCAUGUAUGAAUUUGAGUGUAACAUAUCCGCUCAUUAUAUAUUUUGGAUAAUGAUUAAGUUUUUGUAUUCUACAUUUAUACUUCGGUCUAAAAAUGUAACACUAUUUGUGAAAGCCUGCCUCUCACUCAUAAAUUCUUGAUUUAGUGAACAAUAUAAUUUACGGGUCGAUGUCUGGAAAAUAUCAAUAAUAGAGCCUUUAAUCGAGGAAAAUUAUAUAAGAAUAAUUUUGAAAAUUACUAUAGCCCAAUUUAUAUAGAUUUAUACUUUUGAUUAAUAAUGAAUUCCAACCAGUAUAAUGAUUAAUGUUUAAGAAUGAAUAUUAUGGGGUUUUUUCAAUUUAAUAAUGAAAUAAGAUCAAGGUUAAAAAUAAUGAUCUACCACCAUUUUAAUUUUGAUGAUAGAUGAGACUCCCUAUUUAUCUCCAAGUAAAGUAAUUAGGUACCAAUGUAUUGUCACAUUAUUCCUUCUAUAUUAUUCAAAGUUUUUUAUUGUCUAAAAUAUUCCUUAUUUUUUACUGAAUUUAGGCAUCUACAAUUAUAAAUUUUGCAUAAAAUGUUCAAGAUUUUCUAAAUUUGAUGAUCUAUGCGUUUGUCUCAAUGCAUUCUCAUCAAGGUUGAGUGGUAUAGAAGUCUUAAUUCCACCUAAUUAACAGUAGUUUUAUUUUCAGAUUGAAGAUUAUUUACUUGAUUCAAUUAGAAAUCAACAAUUAUUUUGAUACUAUGAUAUAUUUUAAUAAGUUUAUAAGAAUACUAGAAGGUUGUACUGUAACUGAUACGGUUGUAUUUAUACAAAAUCAUGUUUUUACGAAAAGUAUUAAUUUGUAGAAAAUCGCAACUAAAAGAGAAACCGAGAAAGUCCGUCACUAUAUUAUGCAUAAUUUUACUGUGUUGUACAAAAUAUGCUCUUAAAUCUUAAAUAACAUUCAGGUGCUUAUUUAAUGCAACUAUAGUAAUCAUGGAAAAGAUGAGCAUUUUUCAAAAUAAUGAAAAUAGUCAAGCAAUGUAUAAUACAUUUAUAAAGUACAGUAUAAUACUGAAAAAUGGUAUUAGUUGUAACGAAAUUUAGUAAUGAAAUUUGUAAUCACAAUAGUUUGGGAAGUUAUUCAGUUGCAAUAACUUAUCUGAUAGUAUUUCUCAAAGAACCUGAUGGUUAUAAUAAUUAUCUGAUAAUAUCAAUAGAUUAAGUAUCAUGGCUAACAGGAACCUUGAAUAUCAUAGUAUUUUAAAAAUUCGGAUAUGCUGAAUAGUGAAAAAUAAAGAUAUUGUUGAUUAUUGAUGAAAAAUGAAUUAUGAAUAUGCUGACCUAAUCAAUCUAGAUAGUGCGAGGUAAUUCAAUUACCUAAAUUUUGAUAGUUCAUAAUUAACUCUCAGAAGAUGUUCAUGAAUCCAAACAAAACCUAUUCAAUUUGCAUAGUAUAGACUACUUCUGUGCUAAGCAAUAAAUAUGCCGGUUUGUAAGUACAGGUGUCGGAAAUGAAUAGCUUCUAAAGAAUAUUAAAGUAUAUAUUAAAUUCAUCACUUUAGGUUGUAUAGUUAGUUCAUAUAUAUAGAAGUUUUAUCCCAUAGAAUGGCAAAUUUUAGAAUCUAUCCAGAAACGUUAAAAAUGAGCACCAUAUAAUAAUAAUAAUUUAAUUAAGCAAGGGUAAACGUUGAAUUGGUGAGUGUAGGAAAUUGGUACUGUUAAUCCAAAAAGUUUAAACUUUUCCAAAACAAAAAAAGAAUACAUCGUUAUAACGUAAUACUGUACUAUGGUAAAACGUUCUCUGAAUAGGAAAAGUAUUUUCAAUGAAAACCCAGAUCACUGUCUUCAUAUUUUUACUUACUUGAUUGAUGAUUGACAUGAAUGAAUGUUCAAUAUUAUUGUUUCUAUGAUUGAUGACGUUCUAAUUCAAUGUAUUUUGAGUGAUUAUCAUCACACACUGAACAUCCACAAACAAACGUCCUUUUAAACAUUUUGUAAUAAUCCGUUUGUAAUAUUCAGUUUUCCGGAAUUUUUUCUUCCUGUAUUAAAAUUGAUCGUUAGGGUAUAACUUUUUUCAAUUAUGAAUGUUCCAUUAUAUAUUAUUUAAUGGUUUAAGAAAUGAGAUAUUGACUUUUUCUCCUUUGUAUUACUUAUGACUUUGUAUGGAAAAAUAAAGUAAUAUAGACCCACAUCUUCUAUUAUUAGUGAUGAGUUCUUUUAUCAUUUUUCAAGUAGGCUAACGUAAUAAUAAUUAUUACGAUAAAAGUAUGUUUUUCUACAGUCAACAGAAAUCUCCAAUCUUUAAGAAAUUGAAGUGACUUCAAUCUUCUUGAAGUGACAGUGAAGAAACCAUUAUUGUAACAAAAUAAUAAAUAAUUUCUAAUUUGUAUUUUUCUUCUAAUUUGUAAUACUGUGUUCUUCAAGAAAUCAUUAAUACUUUUUCAACAUGAAGCAUUCAUUUAUAACAUAAUUACAAAGUAUAAUUCAAGGUUCAUUCCCAAGACCACAGAAUAAGUUAAUUUACCAAAAGGUAAUAGCCAACCUAUUAUUCAAAUCAAUAUUCUUGUUUCUUCCUUAAGCAAUAGCAGGAUCAAAAAUACUGUAUGCAGGUCUCAGAAAAUAAAGGAAUGUCGAAUAAUAUUAUUAUGACAGUAGUCAUGUGCAGUCCAUGUUCAACUAUACUUAUAUACUGUAUAUUUAUAUUUCAAAAAUAAAAACGAAAUAUGAGAGAUUGUCAUCAAUUUAUGUAUUAAGGAUUGGAUUUUCUUAAUUGAAAAUGUAUUUAUGUUAUAUAACUGAUAUAUUAUUCUUCUCUUCCGAAUGAAAUUACAGUAAUUUCUAUUGUUCAAUUGAUAUUACCAUUUGUAACAUUAAAAGCCUUUGAACAAAAAUCCAAUAUCUGUGUUAACUGUGUACCAUAUUUUCCAAUUAAAAUAGAUUUGUAGCUUAGUGAACAAAUAUUAUUUCAAUUGUAACUGAAAGUUGCUAAGCAUUUUUAUGACGCUUA